This is a messenger RNA of Camellia sinensis, 903 nucleotides long. The record is from RefSeq and is a predicted model, not a curated record. Lineage: Eukaryota; Viridiplantae; Streptophyta; Magnoliopsida; Ericales; Theaceae.
AAGAAGAUUCACACAUGGACGGUCGUGGUGUAGCUGUCAUAAUCCCAAAGACUGAUGGUUGCUGUGAGAUUCGCCUAACGGACCAUUAGAAAAUUCAAACUUUUUUUAUUUUUAUAGCCGUUACAAAUCCAACUCCAACAUUUCAAGCAGAUCAUAGUAAGUCAGUUGAUUUCAUUCGAAAAAGAAACAAUGGGAAGGCUUAAAUCAAAGAACCACUAUGAAGCCAUCAGAACUGCUCAAAUUCUCCACAACCAAGCUCGAUUGGCAUCGAUGGGAUCGCGAAAGACGAUCUCAGAGCUUCGAUCCAUGAAGAAGAGUCAUGUCAGGAAAUACCAAAAAGUCGAUUAUGGAAGCACUCCUCAGCGCCGUUCUGCUCGGUUGAAUCGAUUAAUCGAUGACUCAAUCGCAACAUCUGAUCACAUUCGAUUUCGACGAUCCAAUCGGUUAAGAGGAACACAUGGUGAACCAAUUUCACCCCACCAAGGUAAAUUGGGGCUUUUUGGUAAGAGUGAAGAAAUGCCGAGUAGUGAAAGGAGGGAAGAGAAGAGGCCGGAGGUGUUGGAUCGGCCUUGCGCAAGCGAAACCAGGAUCAGUGUCUACCCCUCUGUUUCCAGGCGAAAAACAUUAAAAGGUAAACAAGAUUGUAAGCAGCAGUGUGGUAAUCUAGAAAUGGAUCAACGAAGCAUUGGCAUGACAGACUGUUCUAGUAAUGGUGUUGUCUGCCAAGCUUUUCUUAAGGCUACAAAAGCUCAGAAAUGCUCAAAUCAUCAUGAAACAAAGAGUGACUAUGAAAGUAUCAGAACUGCUCGAAUUCUGGAGAACCAGCUCAAUUCGGCUUUUGCAAUGAAAGAUCUUAAUCUCUUGGUAUUGAAGUUCUCAGAUCCUUUUCAGGCCUGUUUCUAG